GGGCACGCUUAGAGGAGCUGCGUUCGAGUUUCUUCAAAGGCAAAAAAUAUUAAGAAAAUAGGAUCUUCUUGCCAUUAAUCAGAUUAAAAAACAUAUUAUGUCGAAACAUGAAAUAAAGAUCAUAAAAACGAAAGUAACGCUUCAAAGUUACAGCGGGAGGAAAUGAAGUGAAAAAACCUUGGAUCCUCAAAACCCCAUUCUCAGGAGAUCUGUCGGCUAGAUCUGGAGCCAUUGAGCAAUGGCCAAUUAUCUUGCUCAGUUUCAGACUAUUAAGAACACUUCGGAACGACUUAUUGUUGCCAUUGAAGAUGUAAGUGAUCUGUGGCCUACAGUCAAAGAUGGGUUUGAGGGUCGUGUGCCUUUCCGGAAAGCUUGCCUUAACAGCAAGGCCCGUAAUCCUAUUUAUGUGGAGAAGCUGCCUGUAGAAUUCAUCUUAACAACAGAUUCUCGUCUUCGCAGCCGUUUUCCACAAGAACAAUCUCUUUUCUGGUUCCGGCAACCUUAUGCAACUGUUGUACUUGUUACUUGUGAGGAUUUUGAUGAGUACAAAACAAUACUAAAGCCUCGCCUAAAGUUGAUUGUUCAAAAUGAUGAACGUGAGUGGUUUAUUGUGUUCGUCUCAAAGGCAUAUGUGAGCAAUGACCAAGCAAACAAAAUGAUGAAGAGAGUAUACAGUAAGCUUGAAGUUGACUUUAGCUCUAAAAAACGAGACAGGUGUUGCAAACUAGAUAUACAUGCAGCUGAAGCAGCUUUUUGGGAAGAUGUUGAGGCUAAGAUGCUAGAAUGCAUCAGAAAUGCAUUGGAUAAACGUGUUAUAUUUUAUGAAGAGGAAAUUCGUAAGCUCAGUGAAAACCGUUUCAUGCCAGUAUGGAACUUUUGCAAUUUUUUCAUUCUUAAGGAGAGUUUGGCAUUUAUGUUUGAGAUGUCACAGCUCCAUGAUGAUGCAUUGCGUGAAUAUGAUGAAUUGGAACUCUGCUACUUAGAAACAGUCAAUGGUCAAAAUAUAAAGCACAAGGAGUUUGGUGGAUUAGAUCAUGGUGAUGAUCAAUCUGCAUUAAUGGAGACAGGAUGCAAAAAUUUGAGCCAAAUUGCACUUGAUGACACAUUCAGGGAGUUUGAUUUCCGACAAUAUCUUUUUGCUCGCCAAUCACAGCUGUUGUUCAAAUUGAAUCGUACAGUGGAUGUUGCUUCUAGGGGAUACCUGUUCAUUAUUUCAUUCUCAAAAACUUUGUCAUUACAUGAGCGCAACUUACCAUUUUGUUUGCGGGAAGUAUGGGUGAUUACUGCAUGCUUAUCUUUAAUCAAGGCCACUAUGAGCAAAUUUGACUCUCGGUUGGUGACUCCUGAUACUGAGAAAGAAUUCUAUAGGGUGCAGGGUGAUCUGCAUUCUCUUAGCCGUGUUAAGUUAAUGAGGUUGGCAGACUUAAUAGGAUAUGGGAUGAACAUUGAGAGAAGUCCAUGCAAUAGUGCAGCUUUGAGCAUGCUACCCUGGCCAAAACCAGAGGUUUGGCCAUCAGUUCCACCUGAUUCUGAAGCAAUGGUGCUUGCAAAAGAGAAGGUCAUAGACCAAAAUCCAAAGCCUUUUGGAAUUACGAGGAAGCAUUUACCAUUAGGGCCUACAAUGCUCCUUCGUGAGGCAAACAGAAGGAGAGCAUCAUUGUCAGCUGGGAAUGUAUCUGAAUUGUUAGAUGGUCGUCAUCUUUCAAAGGAAAGCCAAGCUGGAGAUAACGUUUUUGUAAUGUCACCUUCACCCCCUGCAUCUAAAAGUUCAAUGUCUCGAACAAACUCUGUGUCUGCAAUUUCAAACAGUCUGAGCCCAUCACGUGCUUUGUUUGAUGGUCCAAUGAAGCUUUCUGAAAUUCAAGUUGCAGCAGAGUGUGCCUUACAUGAAACAGUCACUGACGAUAACUUACGUAAAGCUCUGUCAUCAAUUGAGGAAUUUGAGAAGAUGUAUUUAGAUUUGACAAAGGGUGCUGCCGAAAAUUAUCACCGAUCUUGGUGGAAAAGACAUGGAGUUGUGCUUGAUGGUGAAGUUGCAGCUUUGUGUUUCAAGCAAGGGAGUUUUGACUCUGCUGCAAAGUUAUAUGAAAAGGUUUGUGCUCUAUAUGCAGGUGAAGAAUGGCAGUCACUGUUGGCAGAAGUGCUUCCUAAUUUAGCUGAGUGCCAAAAGCAGCUUGGAGACCAUGCUGGAUAUCUUACAUCUUGUGUUAGAUUGCUAUCAUUAGGAAAGGGCUUACUGCUUAAGCAAGAACGACAAGCAUUACAAGCAGAAGUGGUCAGACUUGCUCAUAGUCAAAUGAAGAAUCCUGUAUCACUUGAUGUCUCAUCAUUAAUCACUUUCUCUGGAAAGUCUGGACCUCCGCUUGAUUUAUGUGCAGGUGAUCCUGGUAAUCUUCAUGUAUCUGUGUGGAGUGGCUUUCCUGAUGAAUUCGUCCUAGAUUCACUGAGCCUCACAUUGAUUGCAACAUUUAGUGCAGAUGAAGGAGUUAAGGUGAUUAAGUGUUCCAAAGAUCCCUUACUAAAGCCAGGAACAAAUGAUAUCAGGAUGUUAUUACCACCUCAGAAUCCUGGUUCAUAUGUUUUAGGAGUCCUAACUGGCCAGAUAGGGCAGCUAAGAUUCAGGUCGCAUACUUUCUCAAAAGGUGGGCCUCCUGAUAGUGAUGAUUUUAUGAGCAUUGAGAAACCAGUGAGACCUGUUUUGAAGGUGUCCACUCAAAGGGCACUGGUUGAUAUCACAGCAGCUGUUUCAGCUGGAUUAUUGAUUGGAGAACUCCAGUGGUUGGGAUUGGUUAUCAGGCCCAUUGAUUACUCUCUUAAAGGUGCUAUUUUGCACAUUGAUACAGGUCCUGGUUUACAAGUUGAUAUGUCUCAUAUCAUUGAGUUAGAGACCUGUACUAAAGCAUUUCGUAGUUUACCUCAGAAGAUAUCCUCAGUAUCAUCAGACUUUGCUGCUUCAUUUGAUGCAAGCUUUUCCGGAAAAAGCAAUGGAGAUGAUACUGAGCCAACUGUUUCUUGUGAUGUUGAACAACUGCAAUUAAAAGAUGGAAAGUUGGUUAUCCCAGACUGGGCAAGCAACAUCACGACAGUCUUAUGGCUACCAGUUCGUGCAAUUGAUGAUAGAUCAGAUAGAGUGAUUGCUGCUGGUAGGCAGACCUCUUCUUCACUAUCAUCCUUGAGUGUUACUGUUGCACAUAGUGGCAGUCUUUCUUCACAAGGGCAAUCUGAGUUAUCCCAGAAACGCACUAUUGUUGAUGGAAUGAGAACUCUUGCUCUAAAGCUGGAAUAUGGAUCAUCUCAUAGUCGAAUAUUUGAAAGAACUAUUGCAGUGCAUUUUAUAGAUCCUUUCCGUGUCAGUACACGUAUUGUGACAAAAAGCAACAAUGGAGUUUUGCUUUUACAGGUAACUUUAUUCUCUCUAGUCAAGGCGGCUGCAAAAAUUUAUGAUGCGUGGUUGGAUCUUCAAUCUGGGUUUGUUCAUGUUGGGAGUAACAAUGGACGGCCAAAUCCUUCUGCUGUGCUGCCUCUUUCAAUAUCUGCAUCUUCUAAAGGGGCUUUACUUUUCACAGUCCGAUUAGACAGCAUACCUCAAGAAGGAAAAUCUUCUAUACCAAGAAGUGAAAAUCAUGAAAAUGAUUUAUCCAAAGUGCAGAGUGUUUUGAACAUUCAAUAUGGAAUAUCUGGUGAUCGAGUUGUUGGAGCACAUUCUCCUGUGCAGUUAAGCUCCAGUGGAACUAAUGGUGAUGGUAAUUUGUUUUUCAAAAGUGCUCUUGUUCUACAAAUGCCCGUCCUUGAGCCAUUGCUUGCAGUGGGUGCAUUACCACCAUCAUCGGAUUGUUUAAGAGUGGGCCAACUUAUCAACAUGAAAUGGCGAGUUGAAAGACUGAGGAGUUGUCUGGAUGUGUUAUCAGCUAAGGAAGAAGAGGAUCUGCUCUAUGAGGUUGAGGUGAACCCAGAAAAUUGGAUGAUGGCAGGAAGAAAACGAGGCCACGUGUCAUUGCCUAAUUCUGUAGGAGCACGAGUAAUGGUUUCUAUAGCAUGUAUACCCUUGACUGCUGGAUAUGUCCGCCCGCCUUCCCUUGGUUUGGCUAAUAUUGAUCAGUUUAAUAUAAGCUGCAACCCAGCAGGGCCACACCUUGUUUGUAUACGCCCUCCAACGCUUUGCUCUUCCUUUUGCAUGGUAAAAUCAUGAAACUUAAUGCAAUAUCUUGUCAGCUGAUUUAGGAACCUGUUAAUUCACUCAUAAGUAGUCUGGUAUUUCUUCUAGCCAUGCCAUGCACCAGAGCUAAUCUUUUUCUAACACGAAGGUUGUGAAGAGUUCUGUUGCUAUAAAUUACACUGAACAUAUUCUUACAAUUUGAGAACAGCAAUUCAUUUGUUGCCUUCAUUAACUAGCUCAUUUAGAAUUUCCAAACUAUGGCCAAUUUGCAGGUAAAAAAUGGUCAUGAUUAAAGACCAAUUUGUUAGUUUCUGUAAAUUGGCCCAUCAGAUGGAAAACUGUUAUUUUGUCACUUUUUUUUUUCUAUCAGUGAAUAAAUGUUAAAUAUGAGCCAUUGUCUUGAGCAUUUUAACACUUCAAGAGUUUUGUAUAUAAAUUCUGACAAUAAGAUGGUUUGGGAGCUAGUUUCAUCA
Molecule: messenger RNA, 4629 nt
Organism: Cryptomeria japonica (Japanese cedar)
Lineage: Eukaryota; Viridiplantae; Streptophyta; Pinopsida; Cupressales; Cupressaceae
Product: trafficking protein particle complex II-specific subunit 130 homolog
Exons: 19
Coding region: 239-4189 (1316 amino acids)
Biological process (GO): intra-Golgi vesicle-mediated transport; early endosome to Golgi transport
Cellular component (GO): TRAPPII protein complex
Source: RefSeq, a predicted model, not a curated record